Cantharellus anzutake is the source of this 1721-nucleotide messenger RNA. Its product is annotated as autophagy-related protein 22-like protein. The record is from RefSeq and is a predicted model, not a curated record. NCBI's taxonomy places the organism in Eukaryota, Fungi, Basidiomycota, Agaricomycetes, Cantharellales, Hydnaceae. The transcript is spliced from 12 exons. The coding region runs from base 58 to 1563 and encodes 501 amino acids. Gene Ontology annotation, biological process: amino acid transmembrane export from vacuole.
AACCGUCGAUAACGAUGGGCCUGUGGUUCGUGUCGUGGUAGAAUCGGUCGAUGCGCUAUGUUCUCACUCUCGAUCCCUCAGGUAACGAGAAGAGAGUUAUGGAGUUACUAUCUUUACUAUAACGGAGAUAACGGUGUAGGGCCCCUCGGGUAUUCCAUGACAUUGUUCCAAAGCCUUGCUACGCAAGCAGGGUGGGACCCUGUGAAAGGGAAGGGAUCAUCCUGUGGCGCCCCUGACGCGUCUGGACAAUGCGUACUUCCAUGGAAUGGAGGAACAAAGAGUGUCUCCUCAAUCGUCCUCAUUUCCAAUGGUCUCAGCUUCAUGUUCAUGACCUUUAUCUUCACCACCAUUGGAUCUUCUGCGGAUUAUGGACACUUUGGCCGCUGGCUUCUUUUCGUCUGCACUAUCGUCUGUUGGAGUGCCCAGUUCGGAAGUGUAGGCCUCGUUGGCCCAAGCACCUGGCAUGCUGCAAUGGCAUUGUACAUGAUAGGGUUUAUCUCGUAUGGAGCAACCCUUGUAUUCUAUGCCGCUAUCUUCCCUCGACUUGCCCAGAAUACUCCCCAAUCACGCGAGCUCCGACGCAAACUUGGGAAUAGGGAGAUCUCAGCGCAGGAAUAUGAGAAGGAGGAAAGUUUGGAGAAAAACAGAAUCAGCAACAUCAGUACUGUUCACAGUAACAUCGGUUACUUGUUCACAUUGUGUCUGAACCUUUCGCUGCUACUUCCUCUGAGUAAUAAUCCGAAAGUUAACAACUACACCAUCGUCUUCACGAAUGGAUACUGGGUAUUGACUGGCAUCUGGUGGUUUAUAUACCAGCGACCACGACCGGGUCCUCCACUUCCCAAGAGAAGCAACUACCUUACAAUUGGUUGGAUCCAGAUUUGGGAUGCCAUAAAACAAUACCGGGAACUCCCCCAGACGUUCAUAUACCUUUUCGCUUUUUUCUUACUGGCGGAUGGACUCAACACCACUGGAACUCUGGUGACCAUUUGCCAAAAUGAGAAAUUCCAGUUCUCGUUCUUGCAGAAUACGUAUCUUGGCCUUUCACAAGCGAUCACAUCCAUCAUUAGCACGCUUGGCUUUUGGUAUGUCCAAAGACAUUGGAAGAUAGAUACAAAGAAGAUGUUCGUGGUUACGAACGUUGUGACAAUGCUGAUACCUCUUUGGGGCAUGAUCGGCAUCUGGACUGGCAACUUUGGGUUUCAUUCCCGCUGGGAGUUCUGGGCCUACAAUGUCGUUUUUGGACUCUUCCAGGCCCCUUAUUAUGCCUUCUCUCAAACCAUGAUGUCGGAACUGACUCCACCCGGCUUCGAAAACAUGUUCUUCGGUCUCUUCGGUCUUUCGAAUCGCGCUUCGUCGAUUAUAGGUCCAAACGUGAUUCAGGCUAUUAUAGACCACGCGGGAAACAAUUGGAUGGGAUUUCCUUUCUUGUUUGCACUCUGCGCAGCCGCUAGCUUGGUCAUUUGGUUUGCAGUGGAUGUUACGAAGGGGAGGAGGGAUGCUGUGGCGUUUUCGAAAAGGAAGAGAGCGGAGAAAUCGAACCGAGCUAAUGAUGGCGAUUAGAAUUUUGCUGACGGCUGUCCUGCAGGCGGUGGCGAGGGAAGCAAAGAUGCGGGGGCUUGUUCUAGCGGUGGUGGCUGUAACAUAGCUCCGUGAUGAUGAUCACUAUUGUCUUGUUUACACAUUUGGUAGCCCAUAUUUUGCGUACUGGGUUAUCUAAA